UUUCUUUGAUCUUUAAGCAGUUGUAGAUGAUAUCUGUUAAUACGUGAUGAUCUAUGAGUAUGUAAGUGUCUGUGUGUGUAUAUUUUAUAUGUAUAUGUAUGUAUGAGGAUGGAUAUAUGCUUGUGCGUCUCUGCUUGUGCAUUUCUUUGAUGAUUUUUGAUGUAUAUAGUACCCUCUGCCGGAGAAUUAUGCGUGCUUGACUAAGAAAGGGGAAAAGGAAAGUGAUUCAAUUGGAUUAGGUUUGGGAUUCAGUAUUUUUUCGAGCACAUACGCAUACCUUUUUUUAUAUUUUUCUGGAGUUGACUGGUUAUUUGUUUCCGAAGAAUUAUAUUUGGUAUGAUAGAAUAGAGUCCAGUGAAAAAUACUUAUACCUUUUUACCGCCUGAAGCUCGAUAAGAUGAGCUGCUGAAAGAGGUUAGAUCUAUCAGUUUGAGAGGAAGGAAGAUACCUCCAGGGUUUUGAAGAUUUAGAGUGUUGGCAUUUCUUGUUACAGAUGAUGUGUUUGUUUAUCUUAAUUUUUAUGUUUCUUUCUAUUUGUUGUUAGGGUUCCUCCUUGAAAAUAUGGAUAAUAGAUGGUAUAGUGGCAAACAAGAGAUGCACAAUAAAAGGCAACUGAGAAACAAUGAGGGUCACAGAAAAUGUAGAUUUGGACAAUGUGGAGCAAGCAUCGUUGGACACACAGCUGCCUUCAUCUAAUAUUGGGUUCAGGCUUCUUCAGAAGAUGGGAUGGAAAGGGAAGGGCCUUGGAAAAGAUGAACAAGGAAUUAUUGAGCCAAUCAAAUCAGGAAUAAGAGAUGCUAAACUAGGCCUUGGUAAACAAGAAGAAGAUGAUUAUUUUACAGCCGAGGAAAAUAUCCAGCGCAGAAAGCUGGAUAUUGAAGUUGAAGAGACCGAGGAACUUGCCAAAAAGAGAGAGGUUAUAGCAGAACGCGAGCAAAAAAUUCAAAGUGAGGUGAAAGAAAUACGGAAGGUGUUCUAUUGUGAUCUCUGCAACAAACAGUAUAAAUUGGCAAUGGAGUUUGAAGCUCAUCUAAGCUCCUAUGACCACAACCACAGAAAGAGGUUCAAACAAAUGAGAGAUAUGCAUGGAAGCAGCAGUCGUGAUGAUAGACAGAAAAGGGAACAACAACGUCAAGAAAGGGAGAUGGCAAAGUUUAUGCAGAUGGCUGAUGUCCAUAAGCAGCAACUGCAGAUACAGAAUCAGGAGGAAACUGGAACUGUUCCUACUCCUGCUGCAACAACUAGUGCUACUGCAGUUGCAGACCAAGAUCAGCGAAAAGCUCUAAAGUUCGGAUUUUCGGCAAAAGGCAGCAUGCUUAGGAGCUCUGCUAGUACCACUGCCAAGAAGCCGAAGGUAGCUAUUGCCUCAGUUUUUAGCAAUGACAGUGAAGAAGAAUAGGGAAAUUUCUAACACCUCCUGCUGAUAUUUACUCUGUCUGAGACCUCAGAAACGCCCGAUUGUAUGACUCUUGUAUUUUAAUUAGUUGACUGUAAUCUCCAUUGAAACUGUUUUCUAUAGAAGAUGUUCUUCAGGAAUAGUAAUUUCAGGACAGGAUUCUCUCCUUUUUUCGGGGCAGCGGUCUGUACGUGUCAAUCCUGUUAUAAUUUCAUUUCACAACGUGGUUCGAAGACAUGGUUGCCUAAUGUAUUGCUGAUGGGCUAGUUUUGCAAUGAAAUUAUUGACAAUUAACUGCUUU
Molecule: messenger RNA, 1697 nt
Organism: Sesamum indicum (sesame)
Lineage: Eukaryota; Viridiplantae; Streptophyta; Magnoliopsida; Lamiales; Pedaliaceae
Product: D111/G-patch domain-containing protein
Molecular function (GO): nucleic acid binding
Source: RefSeq, a predicted model, not a curated record